AGCAUCUGCAAAAUGUCUGCCGGUGGAGCUCACUUGAGCUCUGGGAAAAUCAAUUUAAGUCUGUUACGAGAUUUCUAUCGGCGUGAAUUCCUAGAAUGCUUAGACAAAUGCUUAGGAACAAAGGCACUUGUGUGGGACGAUGCACUGACAGGACCAUUUGGACUAAUAGCAGAAUACUCACUUCUGAAGGAACAUGAGGUGGAAAAGAUGUUCCCGCUCCGGUCGACAGGCCUUCCAAAGAACAAUGUGCAGAAUGUGCUGUUUAUCACCAGACCAAAACUGCAUUUAAUGGAGAUGAUCUCACAAAAUAUUCUGCAAGAAGAACAACAAGGUGGCUUCAGAAAAGAAUAUUACCUGGUGUUUGUCCCUCGAAAGAGCCUCUUGUGUGAGAAGAAAUUAAAGGAGAUCGGAGUGUACGGGUCCUUCACCAGUGUGGAGGAGUUUAACCUGGAGCUGAUACCCUUUGACUACGACCUGCUGUCAAUGGAGAUGGACAACACAUUUAGGGAUUGUUACCUUGACAAUGACUUCACCUCCAUGUACUAUGCAGCACAGUCACUCAUGACGUUGCAGGCAUUGUACGGGACAAUUCCAUACAUCCAUGGCAAGGGUGACUGUGCGAAGAAUGUAGUGGACAUGAUGCGACGAAUGAAGGGGGAGCUGAGUGGCCGUGAGCCGCAGAUAACACCCCAGAUAGACAACUUGCUCAUCUUAGACCGCACUGUGGAUCUUCUCACCCCACUCCUGUCUCAGCUCACCUACGAAGGCCUCAUUGAUGAGGUGUUCGGCCUUAGCAACACAAGUGUCAAACUGCCGCCAGAAAAGUUCUCUCAAAAGAAGGACGAUGGCUCCGGACCCUCAGAUGUCUCGUCUGAACCCAAGAAAAUCAUCUUGAACUCUGGUGAUGAACUGUACGCAGAUCUCAGGGACAAGAACUUCAAUGCUGUUGGUGCUAUUGUCAGCCGCAAAGCGAAAGUCAUCACCGCAGAAUUUGAUGAACGACACAGUGCCAAGACUGUGGGCGAGAUGAAACAGUUUGUGUCGAAACUACCCCACCUCCAGGCCGCCCGCCAGUCCCUGGCCACCCAUACCUCCAUCGCUGAGUUGAUCAAGGAGGCGACGGACCAGGACGAGUUCAUGGACUCCCUCCGCUGCCAGCAGGAGUUUAUUAAUGGUAUGGAGACAGACAAGGUGCACCCCUACAUAGAAGACUCCAUAGCUAAGCAGGAAGUCAUCACAAAGGUGCUCCGGCUUAUCUGUGUCCAGUCAUUCUGCAACGACGGACUGAAGCCGAAAGUGCUUGACUUCUACAAGAGGGAGAUAGUCCAGACAUACGGGUUUGAGCACAUGUUGACUUUAAUGAACCUGGAGAAAACAGGGUUAAUUCGUCCCCAUGGCAACCGCACAUACACAGUUAUCAGGAAGUCUUUGAAGCUGAUAGUCGAGGAUGUCAAUGAACAGCUCCCUAAUGACAUCUCGUACGUGUUCAGUGGCUACGCGCCCCUGAGUGUGCGCCUGGCCCAGUACCUAGCACGUCCGGGCUGGAGAAGCAUCACGGAAGUCCUCAAUCUUCUACCGGGGCCCAAAGUAGAGGAAAUACAACAGAUACCUGUAGCACUCAGGAAAAGAAGGAAUUCCAUCUCCUCCCAGCAUUCCAGUUCCGGGGAGCAGAAAGUGACGCUAGUAUUCUUCCUAGGGGGUGUGACGUUUGCCGAGAUCGCCGCUCUCCGCUUUCUGGCACAGCAGGAUGAUGGUACUGAUUAUAUUGUUGCCACAACGGCCGUCGCUAAUGCAGAGAAUUUCAUCACACCUUUAGUGGAGAAGUUUGAGUCCCAUCUAAGUGACUCACCAGCUUACUAGCUGUCUAGUUGCGGCACAGACUACUUGAUUGCAACAACCAAGAUCAUUACAGGGAAGCACUUUAUUGAGUCUCUACAGGAGAAGAUAGAGACUGUCAAACUGAACCCAUUCUGAGAAUGCCAUCUAGAGAUCAAAAUGAAGAGAAAGUCAAAAACAAGACAGGCUCUGUGCAAUUAUUGUUACAGGUUAACAUCCCAAGUUCGGGUUCAUGAUCCUUCAUGGCAUCAUAAUGAACAGCUGUAGUCUGUUUUAGAUUACAAUCACUUUACAACCAGGUGUCCAAGUAUUUGGAUAUAGGGAAGACUCUGGGGGAUGUCUAUUUGAGCCCAUAAUGUGCUCGAAUUUACUGUGUAGAGUUGUGUCCCUUUGUAAUGACCGCGACCUGAUGUCCUGCUUAUUGUGAUACUUGGAUUGUCAGCUUCAUAUUUGUUUUCCUCCUUUUCACCAAGGGGAACACUGUCCUGACUACAUCACAUGCCCCUCUCACAUGCUGUGAGGUGUUAGAAACGGAGACCUUCAAAGAUAGCGUGCGACCUUCACAGGGAGUGGCUCUCUAGUAGGUCAGAUGGUCAUACUUGGUUACCUAGCUGACAGCGUGGCAUCACUCAUCAAUGACACAGAUCACUUGAUUGGCUGGUCCAGAUGUCCAGAUCCAGGAGUAUUGCAAGGAAGUGGACAGUAACAAAAUGCUAAAAAUUUUUUUAUCAAAUACAUGUGAGUUGCAGGUGCUUGCUUAAACUUUCUGCAAACACCUGAUGUCAUCACGAAGGUCCUUUUGUACAAUUUCUAUGUGUAGUUUUUCUUUUAUGAUGAAUUUAGUUUUUACAGAAAACUGAGUCUGUAAAUCAUAAUAAAUCAAGCUGAGCUGAGCAGUUCAUAAUUGUACAGAAGAAUACAAAUUUUGUCAUUGUUAGCAUUUGUGAUGAUAGACAAUGUGUAUUAUCAUGAUGAACACUGGGUUAGCUACUGUCUGAUGUUGGUGGCCUGGGUGGUGUUGUUGUAAAACUUGUACAAAACAAUGAUGUAUUACGUAAAUGUGAUCUGUACAUAAUCAGGCUGUACAUGUACAGAGAAUACAUAAAACACUCCAAAUUAUUAA
Molecule: messenger RNA, 2959 nt
Organism: Haliotis rubra (blacklip abalone)
Lineage: Eukaryota; Metazoa; Mollusca; Gastropoda; Lepetellida; Haliotidae
Product: vacuolar protein sorting-associated protein 33A-like
Exons: 17
Coding region: 13-1860 (615 amino acids)
Biological process (GO): vesicle-mediated transport; intracellular protein transport
Cellular component (GO): lysosome; CORVET complex
Source: RefSeq, a predicted model, not a curated record